Messenger RNA from Durio zibethinus, 1064 nucleotides. Its product is annotated as putative GPI-anchored protein At3g06035. Lineage: Eukaryota; Viridiplantae; Streptophyta; Magnoliopsida; Malvales; Malvaceae. The record is from RefSeq and is a predicted model, not a curated record.
GUUAUGAUCUGUGUCGGUCCCCCUUGGUCGAACGACGCUUUCAGACGUCUAACGUUCCUAAUUAAGGGAAUGGAAAAACUAGUCUUACCGGUGGACAAACAGUGACCACAAAGAAAGCGACAUCCUUCCAAACUCUUCCCCCCUUUAACUUAACUCUCCUUUCAGACAACAAGCACUCCCAUCGUCAAUCAUCAUCACGCAUCAAACAAUGGCAUUUUCAAAGCUUUCUCUUUUCUUCUCAUUGCUCCUUCUUUCCUUUCUCUUCAUCAACUCCCCUGUCUUCUGUGGCACUGAUGAGAAGGAUAAUCUUCUUAAAGGCAUCAACAGCUAUCGAGCUUCAUUAAACUUAACGAGCCUGACAAAAAAUGACAAUGCUGCGUGCCUUGCUGAUGAACUAGCUGAUCAAUUCAAGAACCAACCUUGCACAAACUCCACUGGUGCCAACACAGUUCCAGGCACUGAACCACAGUUUGCUGACUAUCCAAACCUUUUGGGUAAAUGCCAUUUGAAUGUCUCCAUUACAAGGGAUGGAGCGGUAAUGCCUGCUUGUGUUCCAAACUUGGUUCCAGAUCUUGUGCUCACUAACUUUACACAGUCCCAGUAUUCUGAUAAUCUCAAUGAUACCAAGUAUACAGGAGUUGGGAUUGGCUCACAUGGAGACUGGAUAGUUGUUGUUCUGACAACAGGUACACCUGAAGGCAGCUAUGCACCAGCUACUAGUGCAACUAGCGUGGUUACCGAGAUCAGUUUAAUGUAUCACCUGCUAUUCCUGCUGGUGGCUGCUUUCUACUUGUUAUAAGCACCUGUCUGUUGUUUACGGCACUGUUAUUCAUUUGCAGAGGAUAACAAAAGGACCAUAUUCCAUUGUUUUAACAGAUAGGAAAACUAUGAAUCACCAAUUAUACGCACUUUCUUUAGACAAAUUAAUCAAGUUCUUUGAACUUUGAUACUUGAUGUUGCUAGUCAUAAUACCAUUUUGAAAAGGACUACAUGAGAUCAUCUUAUGCAUGUAUGAGUCUCUUUUUCCCUUGCUUCUUGUCGUUGUCUUGUUAAUAAGUUUGGAA